Prosopis cineraria is the source of this 1730-nucleotide messenger RNA. RefSeq lists its product as uncharacterized. The record is from RefSeq and is a predicted model, not a curated record. NCBI's taxonomy places the organism in Eukaryota, Viridiplantae, Streptophyta, Magnoliopsida, Fabales, Fabaceae. Bases 160 to 1338 code for a protein of 392 amino acids. The transcript is spliced from 2 exons.
AAAAGUUUUCAUUUUCAGUUAAUCGAGACCACAAUUUCGAGUUCGUUCUCCAGUUAGCUCCGAGCCCGCCGCUAUUGCUCUCUCUUUCCCUCUCCAAACCGUCAGCUGAUUCUCGCUUCCAACGAGAAAGAUAAAAUUUUCAGAAAUCUGGCAGCUAAUAUGAAGCUCUCAAUCAAGUUUCAAGAUGACCCCUUGAACGACGAUCAACACAGGCAAAUUAUGACAGCCAAGGUACCCACCACCAUAUUCAACCAACCUUUCGUUUCCGGUAUUGUCGCCACCACUACCGACUCGGCUUCUGACUUCGCCUUCUCCCUCUCUACCAACUUCCCUUCUGGUCCAUCCCUCAAGCUCUCUUACACUCCCACAGCUACCAACACCACCGCUCUUCCCCUUUCUCUUUCCCUCAAAUCUGGCUUAGGUGUUUCUGGUUCUCCUCGGCACUCCCCUCUUGUAUUUUCUGCCAGGUUCUCUUUAUCUCCUUCAUAUGUCCCCGUCCCGACUUUCUUUCUCCAUUUCAGACCCCAAUUCGGUCACUUCUCUCUGGAUAAAACCGUCUUCUCGGACCCUAACACUGAUCAGAUUUCUAGGUCUGCGUCUGAUUGUCGAGAGCUCUCAUCUCUACCGUCCCUCGAUGGAAGUGAAAUUGGAGGAAAACGGUUGGCGGAUGGGAGUUUUUCGUCGGGCUGGCAAGAGGUAAAAUUGGAACCGUCUGGGGGCAAAGAUGAGGGUUCGAAUUUCGCUCAGAUAAAUAACCGUGAGGGUCAGUCGAAUGGAACAAUCGGGUCUACCCCUGAGAGGAUUCACGCCAAUAAAAGAUCCGGUGUCUCAUCAGGAAUUGCUAUUAUGGCCAGGACGGCAAUGCCGGUGACGAAAGGGCUAUCAUUGAAUUUGCGGUGGGGUUUGAAUUUUCCUGGGAUUAUGGGAUUGAAAAUGCCAUCCUUGACGGUAAACAAGAUUAGGUUAGAGUGGGUUACGGAAGCCAAAAAGAAUAAGUGGAGUGCGGAUACCGCUGGCGGCGAUUUGCAUUUGUUAAAGGGCAUGUAUUCUUCGAUGCAAAGAGACUUGGAGAGUGUAGAGAAGGAAAAUAGGGCGAUGAAGCAAAUAUUGGAUGAGAUGAAAAAGGGAGUUGCAGCGAGAAAUCGUCGCGAGGAAGGUAAUGGUAUUGGGGAGAAAUUUUCCCAGCAUUCAGGUGAGAGCUCUAGCGAGUUCGAACGUUGGAGAAGCAAAAAGAAUGCGAAAGAAGAGAAGGGGCAAAGAGAACCUACCAAGUUCCACAGUCUAGCGAGCGAUUUGGAAUCGGAAUUACAGAAGGCCAUAAAGGUUGCUUCCUCUUAGUAAAGAUUUUACUCCCUGAAGUUAUUCGUGGUAUGGCCGGAAAGCUGCUUUGUGUGUUUUACGUAGGCAUCUGAAUUUCCUAUUUCUUGUGAGAAGAAUGAAAUACUUAUAGAAAUUUGAAGUUCAAGUGCUGUAGGAACUCUUGCUAAUUCUUGACGAAGAGGUGAUGCAUCCACUGGCAGAACAAAUUUUAAACUUCCAGUCUUGCAGAUGUUGACGAGCAGUAUGAAUAGUAAAAAUAAUAGAAAGAUGUAAAUAGCAAUGUUCAGUCAUUUUGGAUGCUUUCAAAUUUUCUGUCCAAUUGCUGGUGUCGAGCUAAAUUUAACAGAAAAUGCUUGUUUAAAUUGGAAUUGGUCUUUUUCCUCUGAUAAUUGUAGUUAGCUCUUUCACGA